Molecule: messenger RNA, 3762 nt
Organism: Cimex lectularius (bed bug)
Lineage: Eukaryota; Metazoa; Arthropoda; Insecta; Hemiptera; Cimicidae
Gene: Dg
Product: dystroglycan
Exons: 15
Coding region: 268-3531 (1087 amino acids)
Biological process (GO): muscle attachment; axon guidance; morphogenesis of an epithelium
Cellular component (GO): dystroglycan complex; sarcolemma; dystrophin-associated glycoprotein complex
Molecular function (GO): calcium ion binding; laminin binding
Source: RefSeq, a predicted model, not a curated record
CUCCAGUCUAAUCCAUCCCCAUGUCAGAUAAACAAUCAACGUCUAGUUAACCUUUUAGUUUUUAGUUUUCUUAGAUUUAAGGUUGUUUUCUCGCCGUUUGUAAAUAUUUUUUCAAAGGGCCGCCAAAAAACGUCAGCAUGCUGAAGGACAGUUGACUCAAAUUGGGCUCGGAAAGGUCCGUUCCUUUGAUUUUAAAUUUUAUAAUACAACGAUGUGUCUUAAUCUUCGAUAAAUCAUUACUUGAGAUUUUUCCGGCAUGAGCAUUUAAUGAUUCGAAGGAAAGUUCAGAGAACUAACAUGGAUUUUUUAUAUUAUUUUUGGACUUUUAUUUUGAUUGUUCCUACUUUGAUAAUAAGCCAGGAUGAUUUUGGAUUUGAAGAAAUAAAGCAUAACCCUCUGCAAAGGCUGUGGGGAGUUCCGGACACGACGGCACAAGUUGGACAUUUAUUUCAUUACCAGAUACCAAAGACUGCAUUUGAGGGGAAUAUUGCACGAUUUAAGGCAUAUAGUGAAAAGGAGGGAUCUCUGCCUUCUUGGCUAACAUUUCAUGAAAAAUCAGGCAUUUUGGAGGGAGUUGCAACGGAUGAACAGUUAGGAGAGCAUUAUAUCACUGUUAAGGCCUACGACGAAGAUUUUCACAGUAAUGUAAAAGAUAUUUUUGCCGUUGAAGUUCUUUCAAAGUCUAAUUCUAUGCUUUAUAACAAGGAAUACUGUAAACACCUGGAAGAAAAAACAGUCCUUGCUUUAGUUUUAGAUGCCAACUUUCAUCACAUAAAUCCUAAAGAAAGAGUACUCAUUAUAAAGAACAUUGCAGGAUUUUUUAAUCUAGAAGUUGGUUCUAUUUAUUUGGGACAUUUGAGUGCAAAAAAUGAAAUAUUAAAUGAUCUGAACGAUGCAGUGAUAGAUGCUGGACCUGGAAAUGUGAUAACCAGAAAAUCACAGAGCUCAUCGAUCAUUCAGUGGCAGGUUGGGUGCAAUGGAAAGAUUUGGAAUAAGCUUAAGCAUUUAGUUGCAAAUGUAAAAGUGGCAGCUAAAGAUGGUACUCUUGCGGAAGUUAUUCAGCGUCCAGUGAUUGGCUGGAAACUUGUCAAAGAAGAGAGCGAUUUUAGAAAACGAAGACAGAUAAACGGAAAGCCCCAUUCUCACGAUGAAAACAACACUCCUAAAAUGAUCACUUUAAACGAGACACCAGCUUUUCAAGUCGAUCCAACACCAACAUUAACACCAUACUCUUCGAACGAUUUUACGGACGACAACAUUGAAGAUAUUCCAUCAAGAAUAAUUGUCGCUAUAACAGAAACUCCAAUAUUUCCAUUUAACCCUUCCCCAUUAUACGAACCGUCAUCUUCUUCAUCACACCGUCAUAGGCAUCAUAGGAGUGCAUUAGAAAGUUUAACUAAUAUGUAUACCCUGUCCACCCCGACUUAUAUUCCUGAGAGGCCUGGUUUAACAAGUGUACAAGUUGAUCAAAUAGUGAGCAGUGAAAUUCUUCCGACAGCAUCUUCUUCGGUCGUUACACCCACUUCACCUCCUUUUCCUACUGAUUCAGCCGUGGGCAGAGAGCAAGAUAUAAAUUCAACAUCGGACUCCCUCGAUGAAAAUUCAUCUUGGUCCAUAUCAAUUGCACCCAGUGAACCGACGUUACCUGACUUUAAUCCAGAAAAGAACAUAGAAGAAACUAGGGAAGAUGAAUUUUUCGAUGUAAAAAACAAUCCUCCGUCGAUAAUCCAAAGGCUAGAAAAGAAACUUAUCACUGCCGGAAAAUCACUUAAGUAUCAAAUCCCUGAAAGCGUUUUUAACGACCCAGAAGAUGGUAAUACAAGGAAUCUCCGGGUGCAUUUACUUGCAGAAGACGGAGAGCCUUUACGGGAAGACAGUUGGAUACAAUUUUCAGAAGAUACCCAAGAAAUUAUUGCCCUGCCUCUAGAAGAGCAUAUUUCCAAGUGGGUCUUCUAUCUGAAUGCCACAGAUUCUGGAAAUUUAACCGUAGGAGAUAGGAUCGAAGUAAACGUACAAAACCACAAAGGGAAGAGGACUGUAAAUCAUGCCAUUAGCGCAAAACUUUUAUCCGUACCAACACAAAUUAGUUUAUUAUGGCAGCUUAGUUUUCUCGAUGCUAUAAGUAAAGCACUGUCUGAUCCAAAUAGCAGUCAGAUUACAGUACUGAAAAUAACGACCGAUCCCAUUGUUUUUACAUGGACAAAUGACUCUCUUGUCAGGCCUGAUUGUUCUUCAACUACAAUAGAUCAGAUAUACGAAAAAUUGUUGGAUGAGAAUACCGGGUUACAAAGUAUACUUGCGAAUGAAAUAAAAAUCGAUAGAAUCGAUUGGGAAGAUAGAGGCCAAUGUAAAAGUGUACUUCCAAAAGUACCUUUUCCAGAGGAAAAUUUUCCACCCGUUAAUCGUAAUCAAGUCGAUUAUUUGAAUGCAACUGUUGGCCAACUUCUUGUUUUUACAGUGCCUGAUGAUACAUUUUAUGAUCCAGAAGAUGGGGGAACUAGGCAGCUUAAACUUUCUUUAGUAACCAUCGAUAGAAAUCCAAUUCCACCCAGCCAUUGGUUACAGUUUGAUGUUAAAAAUCAAGAAUUUUAUGGUAUCCCUAUGCCUGUUAAUGUUGGGCAAAUUGAAUACCAAUUGAUAUGUGAAGAUAAAGAAGGUCUCACGACUAACGAUGGAUUGGUUGUUAACGUUCAUCCUGCGCCAAGGAUCUUGUACAACGUUGAGUUCAGUAUGAAACUCUCACUUGAUUAUAGCAUCUUUAUGGAAAAUCCAACGCUCCAAAGAAUAUUCGUGCAAAAAUUAGCAGCCAUAUUCAAAGAUCAUAAUACAAAUGCAAUUGUUUUGAGUGGGUUUACGCCUGGUUCGACUGUAAUUACUUGGCAUAACAAGAGUCUUCCUACCAAUCUCUGCCCAGAUAAUGAAAUCGUUCAGUUGAGAAAGAUUUUGCUUGGAGAUGAUGAAAAAGUGACACCACAUGUUAUACAGCUCAUGUUGCCAGAGUUUCAAGUUCUGGGUGCAAGACUGACUCCCACAGGCCUUUGUCAGGGAGCUUUAACUGAAAUAUCUCCAAAUGGAGGAGAAACGGCUACCAGUGAUGUGACGGCAGUUUCUCAAGGAGAACAGUACAUAAUCGGAUUAUUGAUACCCGCAAUCGUAAUCGCCGUAAUGCUCUUAUGCGCCGGUUUAGUAGCAUGCAUUUUAUACCGAAGGAGGCGAACAGGAAAAAUGUCUGUAGGAGAUGAAGAUGAAAGGCAAACGUUUCGUAGCAAGGGGAUUCCAGUCAUAUUUCAGGACGAGUUGGAUGAAAGACCAGAGCCUACGAAUAAAAGCCCGGUUAUAAUGAAAGAAGAAAAACCACCACUUCCUCCGCCCGAAUAUCAACGAGGCUCACCUUUAGUCACGACUGCAUUGCUAUCAGACACGGAAGACUCCCCGUACCAGCCUCCUCCUCCGUUUACAACAAGCAGGGAUUCUGCACGUCCAAAACCGACGCCAACCUAUAGAAUGCCUCCUCCUUAUGUCCCUCCUUAAUGUGUUCAUUUGUAAAUAUUUUUUUUUUUCUGUUUUCAACGAACCAACUUUUCUUGGUUACUAUUUGUAAUGAAAACGCCUAACUGGUGCACUAAAACUAUUUCAUGUGAUACUGAUGUAAUAACUGAGUUCACAGUAAUAUUUCAAUGUACGUUUAACCAUUUGUGAUUUUUCAAUGUUAUUUACAAUUUAGUAUCAAUAUAUUUUCUUAUUGUGUUCUCUACUAGCAAU